UUGUCUGUGUUUCUGUAUAAUAGCAUGGAUAUUAAGACAGCAAGGAGUACUGUGGGUUGGACACAGAAAUCAGCUGCUCAAUAUAAUCGGCUUCAAACAGCACCAACAAGCCCUGGAGUUUGCACUUUCUGGUUAGAAGGGAGGUGCAAGCGGAAUCCCUGCAGGUUUUUGCACGACGCAUCUCUUCCAUGCAAUGUUUACCAUCGAGCUGCAAAGCUGUCCAUGCCUGAGGAUGGCCCUGGGAAGGGCCCUGAAUCUAGUGUGGUGAAUUCAGCGAAUUCAUCUUCUAGAAAGGGAGGCGAUUCAUCAAUAGAAAAAAACCCUCAAACGCCCCAAGAAAAAGUCUGCCGCUACUGGAUAUCGGGCAAUUGUGUGAAAGGCGAUGCAUGUCCUUUCUUGCAUUCACGGUUUCAAGGUGUUGAUUUUGCCAUGCUGGCUAAGCUUGAGGGGCAUAAAAAGGGUGUUUCUGGAAUAGCACUUCCUUCUGGAUCUACCAUGCUCUACUCUGGAAGCAAAGAUGGAACGAUACGAAUCUGGGACUGUCACACUGGUCAAUGUGUUCAAGUGAUCAACCUCAGGGGAGAAGUUGGGUGUUUCACUUGUGAAGGUCCUUGGUUGUUUCUUGGCAUGCCUAACACAGUUAAGGCAUGGAAUAUCGAGAAUGGUGCUAGUUACAAUAUCAGUGGACUAGUUGGACAGGUCCACACUAUGGAAGUUGGUAAUAACAUGCUUUUUGCCGGAGCUGAGGAUGGCACUAUCUUGGUGUGGAAAUGGGGUAGUGAGGCUGAUCCUUUUCAGAUGGCUGCGCCUCUAAGGGGUCACACUCGGGGCGUGGUAUCCUUAACUGUUGGAUGUGACCGGUUGUAUUCAGGUUCCAUUGACCAGACCAUAAGGGUGUGGGACUUGCACACUCUGGAGUGUGUUCAGGAACUUGUUGGACACACUGAUGUGGUGAUGUCACUUCUUUGCUGGGACCAGUACUUGAUAUCAUGUUCAUUGGAUCAGACAGUUAAGGUCUGGGGGGCCACUGAAGGAGGCAGCUUGGAAGUUGUGUAUGCACAUCAUGAGGACCAUGGUAUUCUUGCACUUUCAGGGAUGAGUGAUGGCGGGUGCAAGCCAGUCCUCCUUUGUGCAUGCAUCGACAACACUGUUCGCUUGUAUGAGCUCCCAUCGUUCACUGAAAGGGGCAAGAUAUUCUCAAGACGAGAAAUUAGGACUCUUCAAACAGCUCCUGGGGGUCUUUUCUUCACGGGAGACACCACGGGGAUGCUGACUGUUUGGAACUGGUUGGAUCUUCCAAAGAGCCAACAAGAGCAGCUUCCUCAUUUGAUGGAGUCAUGCUAAGUAGAAGAGAGAAUAUUGACAUCGGAGUUCAAAUUUUGCAAGGAAGACGAUGUCAUCCAUGCCCUGACGCAAGUGGGAUGUGAUUUGAAGCAAGAAACGGGUCCUGCUACUCUGUCUGCACCACGAUCCCAGCUUUUGGUCUCUGUCGUUUUUGUAUAGACAUUAGUUUUUUGUACAGCAACGGUUGGACUUGUACAUGAUUCUUCAUUAGUAAAUGAAAUGCCCUUUUCUAUUCAA
Messenger RNA from Eucalyptus grandis, 1581 nucleotides. RefSeq names its product zinc finger CCCH domain-containing protein 48. Gene Ontology annotation, molecular function: protein binding; metal ion binding. The coding region runs from base 25 to 1344 and encodes 439 amino acids. The record is from RefSeq and is a predicted model, not a curated record. NCBI's taxonomy places the organism in Eukaryota, Viridiplantae, Streptophyta, Magnoliopsida, Myrtales, Myrtaceae. The transcript has 7 exons.